AUGGUGUAUGAAACUUCGUAUGGCAUUGGACCAAAGCCAUUUUCCCCCGAUCCAAAUCGAGGAAAAUGGGAGAAACCCACGGACUAUAUAUUUGCUUGUGUUGGCUUAGCUCUUAAAAUGGAAGUCUUUGAUUUCACUUAUUAUGAACACUACCAAUUGGGCAUUCUUCGAAUAUUGGUGUAUUUUGUGUAUAUGGUAAUAUAUUUGGUUCCAAUCAUCUUCAUCCACUCUUUCAUGGGUCAGUUCUCCAGCAGUGGAUUCAUCUCCGCCUUACGUCUGUCUCCUUUUUUUAAGGGCAUGGGAUACUUAAGCGUUUUCCUGUCUCUCUCCAUGCUCAUUUACUACAGCAUUUAUGCUGCUAUUCCGCUUUUGUUCAUAAUAAACUCCUUUCGACCCACUUUACCGUGGAGCUGUGAAGGCUUAACAGCUUGGUUCAAUGAGAGCUCUGAGCGAUCAACUAUAUGCAAUCAGUCAAUUAGUAGGGAGAUUUUGCAAUUCCAAAACCACACAACUAAAAUGAAACUGCAAGUACCCUCCGUGCUCUACUUUGAUAAUCUCUUCGACAGUAAACGAGAGAACGAAGAUUUUGAUAUUAAUGAUGACUAUGAGCUGUCCUGGCAUUUUGUUGGCUUCUUCGCUCUAACCUGGGCAAUUAUCGCCUUUAUUUUUUAUAAAUUUUCGGGGACGGCAAAGUUUGGAAAAUUUAUACGCUACAUGGUUAUUGCAACACUGUUUCUUCUUUUAGUGUGCUUCGCGCGCUUCCUUUUUCUUCCAGGUGGUUUUUCCUGGGUAAACAAAUUCACAGCUCCGAAACCACCUGAUUGGGAAGACGUUUCCGUUCCAACAUUUCUAAUCGCUAUGCAGGCGUUUGGAGCUGGCUGGGGCAGUGUGAUAGCCCUUUCCAGUUUUAAUGAUUUCAAAACCGACAUUAUGUCGUAUAGUUGGUUUAUAUCCUUGGGGCAAACCUUUAUUUUCAUAAUGUUUGGCUUAGUUUCCUUUAUGCUGGAACACUACUUUACAGAGCUUUUUGAAGAGUCCGAAAAAACAAAUGUGAUAAACAUUUGGGUGUUGAUUUUGUCUAGUGCCAGUGCUUUGUCCACAAUGGGUUGGCCAAACAUGUGGACAAUUAUUUAUUACACCACGAUAUUUAUGGGUACUGUUAUUUUGAUGACGACGCAAAUAUUCACAGUCCUGCAAAGUUUGUUUGAUGAGUUUGAGGAGCUAAGGGCGAGAAAAUCGGAGACAACCUUUGGCCUUAUUGGUGGCCUUGCAGUCUGUUCCUUAUUCUUUUGCACCAAUUUUGGUAUUUCUUUUUUUUGUUCUUUCUAUGCUGAUGCCAUUUUCUCACACAAUUUGCUGCAUUUACUGCUUAUUUUGGUGGUUUUGUGGAUCUACGGCCGAGAACGCUUCCAGCGGGACAUAGAGUUUAUGUUGGGUCAGCCGUUUGGCUCCUGGAAGGUUUUUAUACUCCGCUUCAUUGCUCCAAUUUUGUUUUUGAUUUGUAUGCGCAUGGGAAUAUAUUGGUCCAUAUGGAAUCACUUUUACACUACACUGUGGACACUUGUGAUGUGCAUUAUUGUGGUGUGGUUACCCAAUUUGGCCAUACCUGGCUACGCUCUUUACUGCCUUGCCCACAGCACGGGAACCGUAUGGGAUCGCUUGAGACGCACCUGUCGACCCAGAGAUUGGUAUCCGGUGGAUAUGGAAUACCGCCAGAAGUACGAGGAAGGUCUAGGAAUCAUUGAGACCCAUCAGCUUGUCAAGGUUACCGAAGAGGCCAACUGAGUGGUGAUACAAUUAUUAUAAAAAUGUACAAAAUGUUAUAUAUAUGAGUACUUUCAAUAUACUGGCAAAAA
Molecule: messenger RNA, 1856 nt
Organism: Drosophila takahashii
Lineage: Eukaryota; Metazoa; Arthropoda; Insecta; Diptera; Drosophilidae
Product: sodium- and chloride-dependent glycine transporter 1-like
Biological process (GO): sodium ion transmembrane transport
Cellular component (GO): plasma membrane
Molecular function (GO): L-amino acid transmembrane transporter activity
Source: RefSeq, a predicted model, not a curated record